CGGGAAAAUACUAAGGAAGGGGCUAAUUUGUCGUCGCUCGGAGCUGAUUCCCGCCAUCUGUCGGCGCUGAGUUCAGCGAUGUAGUAGCGAGACAACCGAGUUCACAGUUUUAUUAAACAGAACCCAUGACCCUGACACGAGGUUCCUUCACAUACUCGAGCGGCGAGGAAUACCACGGGGAAUGGCGAGAAGGUCUUCGUCACGGCCGUGGCCAGUUGACCUUCAGUGACGGAACCUGCUACACGGGCCAGUUCGAAAACGGACUCUUCAACGGCUGCGGUGUGCUGGUCUUCGCCGACGGCUCCAGGUAUGAAGGAGAGUUUGUGCAGGGGAAGUUCCAAGGUGCUGGUGUCUUUACACGCUUCGAUGGAAUGACGUUUGAGGGAGACUUUAGAAGUGGUUGUGUGGAAGGUUCCGGACUGUUGACAUUUGUGGAUGGCGGUGGUGGCUGCCAUGAAGGUAUCUUUGAGAGCAGCCAGCUGAUGCGGCGGGAGAGCAGCCAGGCCGCAGUCCAGCGGGCCCAGGCAGCUGCCGCCAAGGCCCGCACACUAGCCAUGUGACACGGGCGACGACAUCGCAGUCUCCUCGUCUGUUUCAACUUUGACUGCAUCGUAACGUAACGCCCAAUGUCACUUUUCUUUCUCCGUGUUUUUUUGUUGGGAGUCACUGAUUCUGGAUCAGCAGGACACCUACAUAUUGGUGCUACCACGCGUCACGCUCAACUGACCUGAAACAACUCAGAGGUUCAUUCAGCCGUAGUUUUUUUCACUGUGUCUCCAUCUCCAAAACAAUGUUUAUAUGUACAUUUCACCGAAACAAUGUGGCUGUAUUGACCGCUUUAAUUGCUAAACGCUGUAAUUUAAUUACCAUGGUUACAACACUACUAUGCGAAUUAUUGAUCAGUUGCUUGCUGCAAUAGGUUUUGGAAUUAAAUUAAUGAAAUCGAAGCAAUGGUAAUGCUUACACACUUCUUCUGUCGACCUCACAAUGGCCAAAGCAGACGUCUCAUUGGUGCUCCUGAAGCAGGAAGUCCAAGGGUGUCUUCUCGCCUCCACGUUUUGCCUCGUUGGAUCACUCAGUGCCCUUUCAACGCUUGGUCUGAUCUCAGACCAGCAGCCAUCAGUUACCUCCUCCUUCAGUGCCAACCGCUCAGUGCCAGGCGGCAUCUGCUGAUCCAGAAUUAGUAACAUAUUCGGCGUUUCUAAAAGUGCCCUCUCAAAAUAUGACGAUUCAGAAUCAAAGCUUAAGACUGAAUAAGGUUACUGUAUAAACAGUAAUUACGAGGUCAAUGUAGUUUUAUGAGCUGUCGUUUAGUAUUUUUAUUUUUUCUUUUGUUUAGCCAAAACUUUUUUUUUUUCGGAUUUGCCUCUGCUCAUGUAAAAAAAACAUGAGUUAUAGCAUUUUGAUGCAUUACAGUGGGAAAAAGUGAUUUGUUACAUGAAAAAAAAUUCAGUUUUAAGCUUAGUCAAACAGCUAAAAUAAUAAUUCAUCCGUUUUGGAUUUUUCCACAAGGAUCGCCGCAGCAAAACAGUCCAUUUCGCAUGAUAGAUUUGGCACACAUGUGUUUGCCAUGCUUUUGCUCUUCCUGACAUAACCUUCACAAUGGCAGCAUGGCACUUAGCUCACUGAGCUACACUGCUGGCCACAAGUAUUGGCACCCCUGCAAUUCUGUCAGAUAAUGCUCAAUUUCUCCCAGAAAAUGAUUGCAAUUACAAAUGCUGUAGUAGUAAUAUCUUCAUUUAUUUUGCUUGCAAUGAAAAAACACGAAGGAGAAUGGGAAAAAAAUUAAAUCAUUAUCAUUUUACACAAAACUCCAAAAAUGGGCCGGAAAAAAAUAUUGGCACCCUUCGAAAAAUCAUGUGAUGCUUCUCUAAUUUGUGUAAUUAACAGCACCUGUUACUUACCUGUGGCAUAUAACAGGUGGUGGCAAUAACUAAAUCACAAUUGCUGUCAGUUAAAAUGGAUUAAACUUGACUCAACCUGGGUCCUGUGUCCUUGUGUGUACCACAUUGAGCAUGAAGAAAAGAAAAAAGACCAAAGAACUGUCUGAAGACUUGAGAAGGAAAAUUGUGAGAAAGCAUAGGCAAUCUCAAGGCUACAAGUCCACCUCCAAAGACCUGAAUGUUCCUGUGUCUACCAUGUGCAGUGUCAUCAAUGAGUGUAAAGCCCUCCUUAGAUGUGGACGGAAAAGAAAAAUGGACGAGAGAUUUCAACGAAAGAUUGUGCGGCUGGUGGAUAAAGAACCUCGACUAACAUCCAAACAAGUUCAAGCUGUCCUGCAGUCCGAGGGUACAACUGUGUCAAACCGUACUAUCCGUCGGCGUCUGUAUGAAAAGGGAGUACAUGGUAGUAUACCCAGGAAGACCCCACUUCUGACCCAGACACAUAAAAAAGCCAGGCUGGAGUUUGCCAAAACUUACCUGAGAAUAACAAUAACUAAAUCACACUUGCAGCCAGUUAAAAUUGAUUAAAGUUGACUCAAUCUCUGUCCUGUGUCCUUCUGUGUACCACAUUGAGCAUGGAGAAAAGAAAGAAGAUCAAAGAACUGUCUGGGGACUUGAGAAGCAAAAUUGUGAGGAAGCAUGGCAAUCUCAAGGCUACAAGUCCAUCUCCAAGGACCUGAAUGUUGCUGUGUCUACCGUGCGCAGUGUCAUCAGUAAAUGUAAAGCCCAUGGCACUGUGGAUAACCUCCCUAGAUGUGGACGGACAAGAAAAAUUGCCGGGAGAUUUCAAUGAAAGAUUGCGCGGAUGGUGGAUAAAGAACCUCGACUAACAUCCAAACAAGUUCAAGCUGUCCUGCAGUCCGAGGGUACAACAGUGUCAACCCGUACUUCCAUCGGUGUUUGAAUGAAAAGGGACUCUAUAGUAGGAUACCUAGGAGGACCCCACUUCUGACACAUAGACAUUGAAAAGCUAGGCUGGAGUUUGCCAAAAGUUACCUGAGAAAGCCAAAAACGUUUUGGAAGAAUGUUCUCUGGUCAGAUAAAAUAAAAGUAGAGCUUUUUGGGAAAAGGCGUCAACAUAGAAUUUACAGGAAAAACACGAGGCCUUCAAAGAAAAGAAUACGGUCCCCACAGUCAAAAAUGGCGGAGGUUCCCUGAUGUUUUGGGGUUGCUUUGCUACCUCUGGCACUGGACUGCUUGACCCUGUGCAUUGCAUUAUGAAGUCUGAAGACUAUCAACAAAUUUUGCUGCAUAAUGUAGGGCCCAGUGUGAGAAAGCUGGGUCUCCCUCAGAGGUCAUGGGUCUUCCAGCAGGACAAUGACCCAAAACACACUUCAAAAAGCACUAGAAAAUGGUUUGAGAGAAAGCACUGGAGACUUCUAAAGGGGCCAGCAAUGAGUCCAGACCUGAAUCCCAUAGAACACCUGUGGAGGGAUCUAAAAAUGGUGGUUUGGAGAAGGCACCAUUCAAAUCUCAAAGAGCUGAAGCAGUUGGCCAAAGAAGAAUGGUCUAAAAUUCCAGAAGAGCAUUGUAACAAACUCACUGAUGGAUACCAGAAGUGGUUGUUCGCAGUUAUUUUGUCUAGGGGUGAGGGUGCCAAUACUUUUGUCCGGCCCAUUUUGGAGUUUUGUGUAAAAUGAUCAUGAUUUGAUUUUUUUUUUCAUUCCAUUUUGUGUUUUUUCAUUGCAAGCAAAAUAAAUGAAGAUGUUACUACCAAAGCAUUUGUAAUUGCAGUCAUUUAGAAAUUGAGCAUAACCUGACAGAAUGCCAAUAAUUUUGGCCAGCACUGUACCACCUGGGCAUAAUAGUAAAUAAUAAGUAAAAAAUAAUCAAUAUAAACACAAAUAUACUCUGGUUAUGGCCUCCCAAGAACAGUCUAAAGUGUUUUUGUUCCCCCGUUUAAAUUUCAUUAUAUUUAAGUCAUUGAUUGCCAGUGACGUCCAAUACUGUACUGGCUGUGAAUGCAUUUUUCACUGCCACUGACAAGGCUUAAACGUCCAAUCCAUUUUGACUGGGAGAGAGACUGGCAACGAUCAGACGUCUAGUGCCAUCAAUGAGUUAAAAUGAGUGCCCUAUAAAGAGUUAAUGUUAUAAUUAAGUACAUUUUGAGGUUUAGCAUACACGAUUCUUCACUUUUAUUAUUUGCGUCGUAGUGCUAAGAGGCGUGUGAUGACUUAGAAUGAAGUCGACGUGCCUGUUGGGAAUUGUCUACAUUACGUGUUUAUGUGGGUGUAGUGUAAAACAGUAAAUGGAGUCAAUUGUCAGUUAUGUGAUUAUCUGGGAGCACGUUUAAUUUGGGAUUUAUGCACGUGCCGGGGGGAAAAAUCACACUCUUUUUAUUGACUCUGGGAUCAGGGUCCUUGAAGACUGUUACUCUUAAAUUAUGUGUAUGUCGCUCUACUUGUGUGUAUUGUAGUCAAAAUGUAUUUGUGCGUUUCACAACUGGAACACAAAAGCCCUUUAAAAGCACCUUAAGCCACUUCACAGCAUUCUUACGGGGAACAUUCUGGAUGCCUCCAUCGCACUUGCUUGGAGCUUUGAGGAGCUAUUGCUCAUUUCUUGGAGGGAAACACUUCUGUUGUUUUUGUUUUGUCGUAAAUAACAAAAGAUGAAUUAAUGUUGGGCUCAUGCCAAGUGGGAGAUUUGCUCAAAUUAGCAUCCAGAGAGACUAAUGUACGUUGAGCAGGGGUGGGGGAUCACAGCGUGUCAGAAUUUCUUUUUUUAAAGUAUACAAUACAUGGUACAGAGGGGCAAAAAAGUAUCUAGUCAACUACCAAUUGUGCAAGUUCUCCUACUUGAAAGAUUAGAGAGGCCUGUAAUUGUCAACAUGGGUAAACCUCAACCAUGAGAGACAGAAUGUGGGGGAAAAAAACAGAAAAUCACAUCGUUUGAUUUUUAAAGAAUUUAUUUCCAAAUU
Molecule: messenger RNA, 4860 nt
Organism: Corythoichthys intestinalis (scribbled pipefish)
Lineage: Eukaryota; Metazoa; Chordata; Actinopteri; Syngnathiformes; Syngnathidae
Product: MORN repeat-containing protein 4-like
Exons: 5
Coding region: 126-560 (144 amino acids)
Biological process (GO): response to axon injury
Cellular component (GO): cell projection
Source: RefSeq, a predicted model, not a curated record